GGGAUGGUGGUGGUCAAGAUGGCGGCGGAGCUUGUGGAGGCUAAAAAUAUGGUGAUGAGUUUUAGAGUCUCAGAUCUUCAGAUGCUCCUGGGUUUUGUUGGACGAAGUAAGAGUGGACUUAAACAUGAGCUUAUCACCAGGGCUCUGCAUCUAGUUCAGUUUGAAUGCAGUCCUGAAGUCUUCAAGAAAAUUAAGGAACUCUAUGAGGCACGCUAUAUCAAGACGAAUUCAGCACACUCACACCAAUCCCGGGACAAUUUUGCUAAAAAUUCAACAUAUGACCAGAGUAGCAGAAUUUCUAGAAUGGUUGUAUCUGCUCCCAGCAUCAGCAAUCCUGUGAUCUAUGGAAAAUACCUUAAUGACUUGGGACAAUUACCCUCUGAAGUAAAGCCAGAAGUUCAGCUAGUAGAACUGCCCUUCUUCAGUACCUUGGAUGAAUUGCUGAAACCAACAGAGUUAGUUCCACAGAAUAAUGAGAAGCUUCAGGAGAAUCCUUGCAUUUUUGUACUGACACCAAGACAAGUAGAGCUAAUCAGAAACUCCAGAGAAUUGCAGCCAGGAGUGAAAUCAGUUCAGGUUGUCCUAAGGAUCUGUUAUACAGACACUAGCUGCCCUCAAGAGGAUCAGUACCCUCCCAACAUUACAGUGAAAGUGAAUCAAAACUACUGUUCAGUGCCGGGCUACUAUCCAUCAAACAAACCUGGAGCAGAGCCCAAAAGACCUUGUCGUCCCAUUAAUCUCACAGACCUCAUGUUUCUGUCUUCAGCAACAAACCACAUUACUAUCACUUGGGGAAAUUAUGGAAAGAGCUACUCAUUUGGAUUAUUCCUAGUGCAGCAGUUGACUUCUGCAGACUUGCUGCAAAGAUUGAAAAACAUUGGAAUCAAACCCCCAGAGCUGUGUACAGAAUUUGUAAAAGAGAAACUGCGCUUGGAUCCUGACAGUGAAAUUGCUACCAUCCACGUACGCGUGUCUCUCAUCUGCCCCCUGGUGAAGAUGCGGUUGUCCAUGCCUUGUCGUGCACAGACCUGUGCCCAUCUGCAGUGCUUUGAUGCUGUAUUUUACAUCCAGAUGAAUGAGAAGAAGCCAACUUGGACAUGCCCUGUGUGUGAUAAGCCUGCACCCUUUGAUCAGCUUAUAAUAGAUGGGCUCCUAUCAAAGAUCCUGUCAGAAUGUGAAGACACUAAUGAAAUAGAAUACAUGGUGGAUGGCUCCUGGCGUCCAAUUAGAGCUGAUACAGAGAGAAGUUGCAGCUCUCUGUGCCCCAUUCUGACCCAUGGGAAUAGUGAGAAUGGAAAACCCAGUACUGAUGUGGUGGAUCUUACACUGGACAGUUCAUCCUUGGAAGAGGAGAAUGAGGAAGAAGAGGAUAAUAAUAAUGAAGAGGAUGCUCCCCAGACAAAACGCCCUCGCAUGUACUAAAAAGGUUUAAUGACAGCAUGCUGACUUGUCCAGUGUUACUUCAUUCAUCACGGACUUAAAUAUUCUGGUGCUAACUAAAUUUAGGGAGGUAGUAUUGGAGGAAAUAUGAGAGAACAAGGGAAUUUAGAAGGAAUAAUCCUUUCUCUUCCAUUUCUCUGGGCUGGCCUAAUCAAAACAAGUCACCAAAAAAAAUCUGUUUCCAGAUCCUAGUGCCUGGAGAAGACAGGUGGUACCAAAUAAUGAUAGUCAGGUUCUUGAAAUACCUAUUCUUUUCCCAGAAGGGUUGAUUUUUGCCAUUUGCUCAGUCAAAAUACAGACCAGCUCUAUAUUUUGAUCCUCUGUUUCCUCUCUUCUCAGCUAAGCUUAUUUUUGUCUUGCCAAAAAUCUUCAUUCCUGACUUUGUUCGAGUCUUUCUGGAUCUAGAAAUGAAAGGGGUUAGGGUAGGCAAUGAGGGAGAUUUAACCCCACAAGGUAGGUACAUUCUUUAUGGGGUUGGAGGUGAGGUUGAAGCAAACAACAUCUAAAUUUUAGGAACCUACUAUUUUAAAUAGGAAGGUCUACAGCACUGCACAUCAUGGAGAUGUACCCAUUGUAAUUCCUUUUAAAGUAAAUCUGGAUUCAGUGAAUUCAGUGAUUCCAGUUAAUGAAGUGAACCACUGAGAUGGGAUAAGGGAGAAGUAUUACUGCAAAAAGAGGAAAGUGUUAGGAGGAAAGCCACUGAACAGUUUGUUUCUGGCAGUGCUACUACUUG
This is a messenger RNA of Tachyglossus aculeatus (Australian echidna), 2173 nucleotides long. Its product is annotated as E3 SUMO-protein ligase PIAS4-like. The transcript has 11 exons. Gene Ontology annotation, biological process: protein sumoylation; regulation of transcription by RNA polymerase II. Gene Ontology annotation, molecular function: zinc ion binding; transcription coregulator activity; SUMO ligase activity. The record is from RefSeq and is a predicted model, not a curated record. NCBI's taxonomy places the organism in Eukaryota, Metazoa, Chordata, Mammalia, Monotremata, Tachyglossidae. Bases 4 to 1422 code for a protein of 472 amino acids.